AUGAAUGAGGGUGUUUUCGAGACGUCUCAUGAAACGUCUCAUGAAACGUCUCAUGAAGUGAGGGUGUUUUCGAGACGUCUCAUGAAUGAGGGUGUUUUCGAGACGUCUCAUGAAGUGAGGGUGUUUUCGAGACGUCUCAUGAAUGAGGGUGUUUUUGAGACGUCUCAUGAAGUGAGGGUGUUUUCGAGACGUCUCAUGAAUGAGGGUGUUUUCGAGACGUCUCAUGAAGUGAGGGUGUUUUUGAGACGUCUCAUGAAUGAGGGUGUUUUCGAGACGUCUCAUGAAACGUCUCAUGAAGUGAGGGUGUUUUCGAGACGUCUCAUGAAUGAGGGUGUUUUCGAGACGUCUCAUGAAGUGAGGGUGUUUUCGAGACGUCUCAUGAAUGAGGGUGUUUUCGAGACGUCUCAUGAAGUGAGGGUGUUUUCGAGACGUCUCAUGAAUGAGGGUGUUUUCGAGACGUCUCAUGAAACGUCUCAUGAAGUGAGGGUGUUUUCGAGACGUCUCAUGAAUGAGGGUGUUUUCGAGACGUCUCAUGAAGGUGUUUUCGAGACGUCUCAUGAAGUGAGGGUGUUUUCGAGACGUCUCAUGAAUGAGGGUGUUUUCGAGACGUCUCAUGAAGGUGUUUUUGAGACGUCUCAUGAAGUGAGGGUGUUUUCGAGACGUCUCAUGAAUGAGGGUGUUUUUGAGACGUCUCAUGAAACGUCUCAUGAAACGUCUCAUGAAGUGAGGGUGUUUUCGAGACGUCUCAUGAAUGAGGGUGUUUUCGAGACGUCUCAUGAAACGUCUCAUGAAGUGAGGGUGUUUUCGAGACGUCUCAUGAAUGAGGGUGUUUUCGAGACGUCUCAUGAAGUGAGGGUGUUUUUGAGACGUCUCAUGAAUGAGGGUGUUUUCGAGACGUCUCAUGAAACGUCUCAUGAAGUGAGGGUGUUUUCGAGACGUCUCAUGAAUGAGGGUGUUUUCGAGACGUCUCAUGAAGUGAGGGUGUUUUCGAGACGUCUCAUGAAUGAGGGUGUUUUCGAGACGUCUCAUGAAACGUCUCAUGAAACGUCUCAUGAAGUGAGGGUGUUUUCGAGACGUCUCAUGAAUGAGGGUGUUUUCGAGACGUCUCAUGAAGUGAGGGUGUUUUCGAGACGUCUCAUGAAUGAGGGUGUUUUCGAGACGUCUCAUGAAGUGAGGGUGUUUUCGAGACGUCUCAUGAAUGAGGGUGUUUUUGAGACGUCUCAUGAAGUGAGGGUGUUUUCGAGACGUCUCAUGAAUGAGGGUGUUUUCGAGACGUCUCAUGAAGGUGUUUUCGAGACGUCUCAUGAAGUGAGGGUGUUUUCGAGACGUCUCAUGAAUGAGGGUGUUUUCGAGACGUCUCAUGAAGUGAGGGUGUUUUCGAGACGUCUCAUGAAUGAGGGUGUUUUCGAGACGUCUCAUGAAGGUGUUUUCGAGACGUCUCAUGAAACGUCUCAUGAAGUGAGGGUGUUUUCGAGACGUCUCAUGAAUGAGGGUGUUUUUGAGACGUCUCAUGAAGUGAGGGUGUUUUCGAGACGUCUCAUGAAUGAGGGUGUUUUCGAGACGUCUCAUGAAGGUGUUUUCGAGACGUCUCAUGAAGUGAGGGUGUUUUCGAGACGUCUCAUGAAUGAGGGUGUUUUCGAGACGUCUCAUGAAGUGAGGGUGUUUUCGAGACGUCUCAUGAAUGAGGGUGUUUUCGAGACGUCUCAUGAAACGUCUCAUGAAGUGAGGGUGUUUUCGAGACGUCUCAUGAAUGAGGGUGUUUUCGAGACGUCUCAUGAAGGUGUUUUUGAGACGUCUCAUGAAGUGAGGGUGUUUUCGAGACGUCUCAUGAAUGAGGGUGUUUUCGAGACGUCUCAUGAAACGUCUCAUGAAGUGAGGGUGUUUUCGAGACGUCUCAUGAAUGAGGGUGUUUUCGAGACGUCUCAUGAAGUGAGGGUGUUUUUGAGACGUCUCAUGAAUGAGGGUGUUUUCGAGACGUCUCAUGAAGUGAGGGUGUUUUCGAGACGUCUCAUGAAUGAGGGUGUUUUCGAGACGUCUCAUGAAACGUCUCAUGAAGUGAGGGUGUUUUCGAGACGUCUCAUGAAUGAGGGUGUUUUCGAGACGUCUCAUGAAGUGAGGGUGUUUUUGAGACGUCUCAUGAAUGAGGGUGUUUUCGAGACGUCUCAUGAAGUGAGGGUGUUUUCGAGACGUCCGUCUCAUGAAACGUCUCAUGAAACGUCUCAUGAAACGUCUCAUGAAGUGAGGGUGUUUUCGAGACGUCUCAUGAAUGAGGGUGUUUUCGAGACGUCUCAUGAAGUGAGGGUGUUUUCGAGACGUCUCAUGAAUGAGGGUGUUUUCGAGACGUCUCAUGAAGUGAGGGUGUUUUCGAGACGUCUCAUGAAUGAGGGUGUUUUCGAGACGUCUCAUGAAACGUCUCAUGAAGUGAGGGUGUUUUCGAGACGUCUCAUGAAACGUCUCAUGAAUGAGGGUGUUUUCAAGACGUCUCAUGAAGUGAGGGUGUUUUCGAGACGUCUCAUGAAUGAGGGUGUUUUCGAGACGUCUCAUGAAACGUCUCAUGAAGUGAGGGUGUUUUUGAGACGUCUCAUGAAUGAGGGUGUUUUCGAGACGUCUCAUGAAACGUCUCAUGAAGUGAGGGUGUUUUCGAGACGUCUCAUGAAUGAGGGUGUUUUCGAGACGUCUCAUGAAACGUCUCAUGAAGUGAGGGUGUUUUCGAGACGUCUCAUGAAUGAGGGUGUUUUCGAGACGUCUCAUGAAGUGAGGGUGUUUUCGAGACGUCUCAUGAAUGAGGGUGUUUUCGAGACGUCUCAUGAAGGUGUUUUCGAGACGUCUCAUGAAACGUCUCAUGAAACGUCUCAUGAAACGUCUCAUGAAGUGAGGGUGUUUUCGAGACGUCUCAUGAAUGAGGGUGUUUUCGAGACGUCUCAUGAAACGUCUCAUGAAACGUCUCAUGAAGGUGUUUUCGAGACGUCUCAUGAAACGUCUCAUGAAGUGAGGGUGUUUUCGAGACGUCUCAUGAAUGAGGGUGUUUUCGAGACGUCUCAUGAAGGUGUUUUCGAGACGUCUCAUGAAACGUCUCAUGAAGUGAGGGUGUUUUCGAGACGUCUCAUGAAUGAGGGUGUUUUCGAGACGUCUCAUGAAGGUGUUUUCGAGACGUCUCAUGAAGGUGUUUUCGAGACGUCUCAUGAAGGUGUUUUCGAGACGUCUCAUGAAACGUCUCAUGAAGUGAGGGUGUUUUCGAGACGUCUCAUGAAUGAGGGUGUUUUCGAGACGUCUCAUGAAACGUCUCAUGAAACGUCUCAUGAAACGUCUCAUGAAGUGAGGGUGUUUUCGAGACGUCUCAUGAAACGUCUCAUGAAUGAGGGUGUUUUCGAGACGUCUCAUGAAGUGAGGGUGUUUUCGAGACGUCUCAUGAAUGAGGGUGUUUUCGAGACGUCUCAUGAAGUGAGGGUGUUUUCGAGACGUCUCAUGAAUGAGGGUGUUUUCGAGACGUCUCAUGAAACGUCUCAUGAAGUGAGGGUGUUUUCGAGACGUCUCAUGAAUGAGGGUGUUUUCGAGACGUCUCAUGAAGUGAGGGUGUUUUCGAGACGUCUCAUGAAUGAGGGUGUUUUCGAGACGUCUCAUGAAGGUGUUUUCGAGACGUCUCAUGAAACGUCUCAUGAAACGUCUCAUGAAACGUCUCAUGAAACGUCUCAUGAAGUGAGGGUGUUUUCGAGACGUCUCAUGAAUGAGGGUGUUUUCGAGACGUCUCAUGAAACGUCUCAUGAAACGUCUCAUGAAGGUGUUUUCGAGACGUCUCAUGAAACGUCUCAUGAAGUGAGGGUGUUUUCGAGACGUCUCAUGAAUGAGGGUGUUUUCGAGACGUCUCAUGAAACGUCUCAUGAAGUGAGGGUGUUUUCGAGACGUCUCAUGAAUGAGGGUGUUUUCGAGACGUCUCAUGAAGUGAGGGUGUUUUUGAGACGUCUCAUGAAUGAGGGUGUUUUCGAGACGUCUCAUGAAGUGAGGGUGUUUUCGAGACGUCUCAUGAAUGAGGGUGUUUUCGAGACGUCUCAUGAAACGUCUCAUGAAACGUCUCAUGAAACGUCUCAUGAAGUGAGGGUGUUUUCGAGACGUCUCAUGAAUGAGGGUGUUUUCGAGACGUCUCAUGAAACGUCUCAUGAAACGUCUCAUGAAGGUGUUUUCGAGACGUCUCAUGAAACGUCUCAUGAAGUGAGGGUGUUUUCGAGACGUCUCAUGAAUGAGGGUGUUUUCGAGACGUCUCAUGAAACGUCUCAUGAAGUGAGGGUGUUUUCGAGACGUCUCAUGAAUGAGGGUGUUUUCGAGACGUCUCAUGAAGUGAGGGUGUUUUUGAGACGUCUCAUGAAUGAGGGUGUUUUCGAGACGUCUCAUGAAGUGAGGGUGUUUUCGAGACGUCUCAUGAAUGAGGGUGUUUUCGAGACGUCUCAUGAAACGUCUCAUGAAACGUCUCAUGAAACGUCUCAUGAAGUGAGGGUGUUUUCGAGACGUCUCAUGAAUGAGGGUGUUUUCGAGACGUCUCAUGAA
Messenger RNA from Closterium sp. Naga37s-1, 4539 nucleotides. Lineage: Eukaryota; Viridiplantae; Streptophyta; Zygnematophyceae; Desmidiales; Closteriaceae. The record is from the annotation of a GenBank genome assembly.